UUAUUGGCAAUAAAAAAAAAAAAAAACAACACUAAAUUCAAGAUUUAUUCACCACCAUCACUUUGUAAGAAUACACUUUUUACUUUCUUUAAAAUAUGAAUAUGGAUUCCCUAAAACAGUCUAUCAAUCAAAUGAGCGAACUGUUUAAUAACAAAAUGACAGAGUUCCAGCAAGAACUUAACUCUUGUCAACCUUCGAGCACCACUUCAGCACUGGCAUCGGAAUUCAGUACGUUCAAGUCCUUUGUCCUGGAGGCCCUUAAAUCAUUGCAGUCUCAGAUAGAAGUCUUAGUAGAAGUGCAAGACCAAAAUGAGAUGAGGCGAAGGAAGAAAAUACUUUUACUUCAUGGAGUCUCUGAGGCAAAAAAGACUGAGCUUGAAGUUGUCCAAACUAUAUUUUCAACACAGCUUCGACUCCCAGAGGUUGAUAUAACGGCUGUGAAAUACUGCCAUCGCCUGGGUAAAGUUAAUGAGUCCAAGCCGCGACCAAUCUUAAUUAAAUUUCAUGAUAGUGCUAUCCGGAACAAAGUGUGGGCGGCUAAAACCAACUUGAAAAACUCUGGCAUCACCAUGACGGAGUUUCUUAUAAAAAAGAGACAUGACGUGUUCAUGAUGGCCAGACAACGUUUUGGGAUCACAAAGUGCUGGACAAAUAAUGGCUCGGUCCUUGUAAUUGCACCCGAUGGCUCUAAAGUCCGUGUCCAUAGCAUGGCUGAUCUCGAUGCCAUUUCAGGAAGUCAUUCUUCUGAUAAUAAUAUCUCUUCCGUGAACAUGACCAGAGGCACAGCUGGAACCAAGACAAAACGAUUAGCAAAAAAGUAACCACUUAAUUAACAAUUUCAAUUUCUUUUCAUAGUUUACAUAGAAUUAUAUUUACCUGCUAUUAGUAUUGCUUCUGCAUGUUUGUUUUGUAGUGUUGCUUAUUAAUAGUAUUAUAUUAUGGCUUUGGUCAGACCUAUUUGGGUCAGACCCAUAAUUGCUUGCUGAGUGUUUUUUUUUCCAAGUUGCCAAAUGACUUUGUUGUUUUAUCUUAUAGUGCCUGCUUUUCAAAUCCACUGCUUUAUAUUAUUAUGCUGGGUAUUAUUAUAAAUGUAGGUAAUUUCACCCGCAAUUUAUUUCUCAGAAAUACCGCUUCGUUUUUAUCGUAAAGCUAAUGUUUUUUGUUGUCAUUGUCAAACAAACACAGCUUGAAAAUAUCUAUGACGGCUGACAGUGACAGUGACAACUUAUGACAAAGUAUGUCAGUAUAAUUCAUUCCGUUUUACGUUAAGAACAUGUUUUGAUUUUGUAUUGUUGAUUUGACUAGCGCUUGUUUAAAUAUACA
Molecule: messenger RNA, 1323 nt
Organism: Aricia agestis (brown argus)
Lineage: Eukaryota; Metazoa; Arthropoda; Insecta; Lepidoptera; Lycaenidae
Exons: 1
Coding region: 96-821 (241 amino acids)
Source: RefSeq, a predicted model, not a curated record